AUCAAAACAGGCAUAACCAGGGAAGCGACAGGAGUUUCAUCUCCCAUUGUCAUCCUUAUUUAAUAACUUUUACCAGUUUUUCAGGAAUACAAGAUUUAUAAUAACUGUUUUUGAAGACUUCAACGCAUUCUUUUAAAAAGUAUUUGAUAAUACACGGACUAUCUAAAGACAGUAUUGACGUGGGCCAGAUAGAGCUAGAAGUAAAGUUGACACAUAACCUCAACAAGAGUUGCACUUCAGUCAAUAGAAUACUAUCAACAUGGCUCUGCCUACUUUGCACUGCCCAAAUCGGACGGAUUUCUUGUGAAGUCACAGUCGUAGUCGUUUUUGAGAAUUGAAAUAUUUAAAUUUAUUGUUAUAAGAUACGCAAUGAUUUUUGAACUAUUAUUUUUAAUUCCAAGUGAUUUCGAGUUGUGUAGCCUACAGUGAAUUUAUUUUGAAAAAACUGAUUGGGAAGUUUGUAAUGUCAAUGCUUUGUAUCUCCUUCCCAGUUUUGUGGUUGUGAAAAAUGUAUCGGAAAUUUCAAGGUUUUAGGGCUUAUAGAAAUUAAUAAUUUACGUUAUAAUUGGAAAUUUUCAAUCAAUUACAAGUUAUCCAAUUCAAUUGAGUAUAACUUUUAGCUUAUUGACAUUUUAUUUAUGUUUCAUUCAAAAUCUUUUUGAGUAGGGUAGAGUCUUUCUUUGUCAUUCACUUCAAUUACAAAUAGAGCUCAUUUAAAGUUAAUCUUGAUUGACAAUUAUUUUCUAAAUAUAAUAAUAUCUUGAGAUUUUAAAUACUUUUUACAAUCUGAUUUAUGUACCUAGUUUGUUCGAAUAAGGUACGGAUUGUAAUGUCGGAUUCUUUGAAUAGUAUCAAUAUCAUCCAUAAUGUCUGUAAAUUCUGCAACAAAAAUGGAAGUCGAUAAUCCAUCUAUAUUGAAAAGAUCUAGUAGCGCACCCAUGAUAAAUGAUUUGAAUCCAGCAAUGACUACUUCUUCAACUACAGUUACCAAGCAGAGGGAGCCAACUUCAUCGUUCAACUUCUUCUCAACACAUGGACGAGCUAGACGUAGCUCUUAUAGUGCCAGUUUUAGUCCAAUGCAGAACUCAGGAGGACUAUCUCCCCGUCUAACACCCAGAGUUAAUCAGAUCCUACAGGAAGAAUGCGAAAAUGCUAUUGGAAGAGAAAUGGCCCAUGAGAGAGAGGUUCAUUCAGCAAUGGCUAUGUCAGCAUCAUGUGAGGAUCUACGAUUAGUUGGCAGUAAAGAUGAUAAGUUGAACGAGAACUCGGAAAGCAACGACUCGACGAAUGGCAGUGUUGGUGGUGGGGGUGGGGUCGGAGGGGGGAGCAAGAUGGCGCGCACCGGUCUGCUGGACCCACUGCACAUCAGUACGGCGAUCCACACGUCCCCCUCGCCCUCACCCACGCGCAUGCUCACUAUGCGACCCAACAACUUCUCACCCACCGCCUGGCGCACCAACCUUUCACCUAGUCCUACUCGCAAAUCGUUCUGCACCAGGCGGAGCUCUAGCCCAAUUGCUAUGCGUCCAUCAAGCUUGGGGCCUGUGAAACGAAAGGUUGAUGUGGAUGAUAACGAACCACCUGCAAAGAGAUCAUCUGGACUUCUCCUAGCACAAUCAAGAUUGGAUGUGACAGCUAGUCCGUUGACUGGGUCGUUGAGCUCAGUGGGCACGCCAGAGUCGCUGUCCAGUGCCGGAUCUCCGGGAAGCUUCAUCGACAACAGCACGACCCUGGCGGAUCAUCCUAUGCAGGACCUAGGAAAAGCAGCGCCCGCCAGUCCCACAUAACCCACCCUCAUCCAAGUCAGUGUCUAGUCGUUCUCGCCACUCAGGAAAGCCGAUAAUCAUUCAUUCAUCCCGCAUCUAGUUAUUGUGUAAUCGACCAACGAACAACGAGAUUCAUGCUUGAAGAUUACGUGUGACCUUUUUUUAAUCUUGAUAAAGCAAAGCUACUUUUAGGCAACUGAUUAGUAACCCAAUUUACUAUACAGGUUUAAUGCACUUCAAAGAAUCAAAUUAUAUAGACAAGUUAACAAAUAACCUAGCUACUGUAUUCAAGUACAGUCAACAAUAAAUUUUCAAGCUGGAUCAAAAUCUUCUCAAAUAUGUAUUUUUGUUUGUAUGUGCAUUCGCAAACUGCAAUACAAUAUCGAGAAAUUUAGCUCUUAAAAUUUGAUUAGUCCAUUUAUUUUAAUCUUACUGUACAUGGAUAUAGUACUGAUUUCAAGGAUCCAAGAUCCUUCUUACACAUAUUACUGCAAAAUUGGAAAUCUCUUUUCAGAGAUCAAAAGAAGACUAAUGAAAAAUCACGUUAUUGAAAAAUAAUGGUCGGUAUCGAAACAGCAGAUUCUUGACCAGUUGAUGACUUACUAAACUGAUUUUUAUCAUUUCAGCAAGUCUCGUUCUCGAAAUGCAUUUUUACUAGAUAAUUUCACUUCUAAGAAUCCCAAAUCCCACUAGGAUCCUGUGUUUUAUCAGUUCCUUAUAAAAUGUGGAUUGAUAUUAGAAACAAGUAGCUUGUUUAAAGGAAAUCUGUAUUGCCUUCUUAAGGCUGUGUACAGGCUAAAAAUAAACUUUCUACUGGUGAUAUUUUUCAAAAUUUUUCGAUUUGUGACUAACGAUCAGAAUUAAAAAGUUUUCUCAGGAAAACAUUUUUUUUAUCAUUACUUUCUGAGAUAUGAGCGCUCAAAGAUUAAUCUUUUUGGACAGAACAUUUCAAAUUCGGUAAGAGAUAAACCCAUGAGAUUCAGAGGAUAUUAUGGUAUUGUUGAUUGAAUAAAACGAAAUUUUUUGAAAAUAUCAAUUUUUGAUAAUGUUACUCAAUUUACUAAAAAUGACCAAAAAUAACUUUUAGUUGAGUUAUUUUUGGUAAAUUGAAUAACUUCCUCAAUUUUUGUUUUAUUCAAUCAACAAUACCAUGAAGAAUUCAUCCUCUAAAUCUCAUGGAUUUAUCUCUUACCGAAUUUGAAAUGUUCUGUCCCAAAACGUAUCUCAAAAAUUAAUGAUCGGGAAAAAAUGUUCUCCUGAGAAAAACUUUGAAAGAUAUCACCAGUAGAAAGUUUAUUUUUAGCCUUUGCAAAGCCUUGAAAACUAUAUAAUUAUUAAUAUUGUGAUUAUUAUGCAGUGGAAUGUAAUUAUCAUAGUUAUGCUGAACGCCCACCAAAAUAAAUUAAUUUAUAAUAUUUUCAAAAUCAUAUAAUCUUUAAUCAUAUCCAAAAACUGGAAAAUAGAAAUCAAAUGUUCUUCUCAAGUUUUGGAAAAAAAACUUCGGAUCUCUUUUUCUUGUUAUUUUGAUUUUUCAUUCUUAGCGCAGUUUAUUCUGAGAACGCUAGUGAUUUUUGUGGUAAUUACUCAGUCAUGUAUUAUUCAAUUUAUUAAAACCAUUUAGAUGAAGUUUUCUAGUUAAAUUUGGGAUUGAACAUUUUCUGCUCCCCUCCGAAUUCGAAUAGUUGAAUAACUUUUUAGGUCUAGUCUAAUGUUCGUUUUUUCUAUCUAUUUUAUAGGACUCAGUUAUUCCUCAUACAUAAAUAGCAAAUAAGCACCAAAUCCAACAGUUUUUUGACUUCCACUUUAUUACACUCAUAUUCUACAAUAAACUACAAAGAAUAUGAAUUACGACUACUAUAAAUAGUAGUAUAGAAUAGAUAAAUCUAUUUCAAAUAACUCGAGUAGAAUUAAAUAGCCGAGACUAUAACGUUUUUGAAAUUAUACUAAUGUGCAGUAUAACUUAUACACUGUGUUUCAAUAAGAAGAAUCUGUCAUAAGUCAUGAGACUAAUAAUAGGAGUGAAAUUAUGAUAAAUUGUAGGGAAUUUUGAAUAGUAAAUUAUCAAUCAUCCACUGAAUAACUUGAGCUUCUUCCUUUCUGAUCUGUUCAUAGUUUUUUUCGGUUCAUGUAAAAGUGUGAAAAAUGUUAUCCACUUCUCUAUUAGAAUCACAGCAGAGAUUGCUAAAUCACGCACUUUCGCACUACAUAUAUCUCACAGAUUUAUCCACUGUUUUAUCUUGAACAUAAUAUGUACCAUUCUCAUUUUGAGCCUUCAACUUCUACUAAAAUAGAAUGGUAUUCUUAAAUUAUUGUCUUUCCUCUUUGUUGGAAAUCAGGAGUUCAUCAAUAAUUAUUGGUGUUGUUUCAAUACUUUUUUGGAGUAUUAGACUUUAGCCUUUUAGUUCUAGUAACUAGAUGUAAAUGUAAACUCGUAAUCUGGAUGUUAUAAUUGUUGUAUUCAAAUUUUAACUACUAAUCUGGCCAUUUCAAUUUUUGAAUAGAAGGCUUUGUUGAAAUAUAACUUGAUACAAUUUGUUGUUCUGUUUUAUAUAGCUAUAGUUCAUUUAAUUUGUUCUUUCAAGAAGCUCUGUCAUUUAUUAUCAUCACUGAAUCUGUUUAUCUUCUUCUAUCUGUUCACAUUCUAUAGUCGCUCAUUCAUUCAUUAUAGCGUAAAUCAUUAGUUAGAAGUUGCUUACCAUUUCAAAGAGUGGGACGAUGGGGAUGAAAUAAUAUGUUUCAAUGUAAAAUACUUAUAAAAUAUAGCGUUGUUUUGGUGUUUUAAAAUGACACCUGUGGCAGUGCAAUGCUUCACAUUUCAGAAUACACUAAUAUACUAUUGAUCCACUAUUAAAAUCCGUAUAGUAUGCUUUUCCGGAUUAUAUAUUAUGUUAACCAAUAUAAAUAAAUUACAACUUACAUAGUAAGUAAUUACAGAUAUUACAACGCGGUCCGAUGAGAAAAUUUACAAAUUUACUAAAUAAUUCCAUAACGGUCCAUAAUAUUCAUGUCAUAAUUAUCAAUGUUCGUAUCGUAUCUUGCUCUGUAGAGUCUUUUUGGUCAUUUUAUGAACUUCAAAAAACUACUACCAAAUUUGAAUUCCAUCAAACUAAGUUUAAAUAGUCAUAAAGCCUAAGAACUUUAAAUGCUUUCUUAUAUUUUUCAUCACUGCUUCUGUCCCUCAAUUUCUGUUUCUUGUUUUAUUAUUUUUUUUCUUGAAAGCAUAACUAUUUAAAACCGUGUAGUAGAGACUACUGUAUUGUGAUAGAAUCUUAUUUUUAAAAGUCUUAAUGGAAAUGUUUUAAUAAUUAUGUUUUUCAAAUUUAACCUAAUUAUAAAUACUUGUUACAGAGUCAUUACAAGGCUUUAGUUAAACAAGAGUAACUCACUUUCAACCAUCGAAAAGCUAUAAAACUUCAAUAAUCCAUUAUUGCAAUCAUUACAUAUUCAUUAUCAAUAAAUCUAUAGUGUUAUACAAGAAAUUAUUAUCAAGAAAAAUUAAAGAACUAUCAUGGAUAAAGAUAUUUUUUAAUAUUCAAUGUAAUAGUUUUAUGUAAGGAAUCCAUUUCAUAAUUUGCAGUUAGCUGCUUUCCUAUUGUCGGGCGUUAUGUCCUUGGGAGGUUUUCGCUACCGAAGAAAGUGAUUCGUCAACUUUAUUAGCAAUAAUUUAUCAUUAAGAAUAGCAUUUAUAAAUAGGUGGAAUUACUAUUCAAUAGAUUGGUGAAUCGAAUAGUAUUUUGAAACUUCUCUAGUAUUGUAAUUUAUUUAUUAUGUGAAUUAUAAGUUAUAGUAAUUUGAUUAACCAAUAAUAUACGUAGAUUUUUGCGAUAUUAAACAUCAUUUUACACUUGGAAAGUUCAUAGCAGGUACCGUUUGAAUAUUCCAUACUCUUCAACAUUUUCUGUUGUAUCUUCAACGACCUUAAACGCUGCUUUUCCCAAAAUAUGUGAUUAGAUAUUUAUAGAUAGAAAGCCAAAGAUUGAUAAUAAACUUAUCAUACCUUUGAAUAGAGACUGAUUUAUGAUUAAAAUUUAAUAGUGUUCUUGUAAAUUAAUCUAGUAAUGUAUUCUUGUUGUUUCUUGUUUUAAAACAUUGUUUAAACUUUUGUGCAAUUUGUAAUAGUUCAUACAAACGUGAUUCAGUGUAACAUUCUGAACAUGAAGAAGAGGAGGAAUGAGAAAGUUAAGUAUCUCCUCUAACAUUACCACUAUUAUCGUUCAUUCUGGUAAUGCCUCUAAAAGUGAAACCUUAUUUGAUAUUAAAUUCCUUUGAUUCAGUGUUUUACUAAUAUUUUUAUUUGUCAUCUCUGAAUUUCUAUACCUUUCGGUUUGUUAGUAACAAUGAAGUUGAAGUUUGAAAAACGCAUUAGUUAGAAAUAACUUUUUCGUUUUCAUGUUACAUAAAGUACAAAAUUGCUCUGCUAAAUCUUAAUUGUCCUGGACCUUUAGCUGCCUUAAUAUAUCAAUUGUUUAUUGUGAACUGUACACUGUAAAUUGUAAA
Messenger RNA from Nilaparvata lugens (brown planthopper), 6263 nucleotides. Its product is annotated as protein FAM122A. The record is from RefSeq and is a predicted model, not a curated record. The transcript has 6 exons. Bases 867 to 1787 code for a protein of 306 amino acids. Lineage: Eukaryota; Metazoa; Arthropoda; Insecta; Hemiptera; Delphacidae. Gene Ontology annotation, molecular function: protein serine/threonine phosphatase inhibitor activity.